AAAUAUCAGAAUUGGACUAAUAACAGAUUUAUUUUUAAAUAAAAUAUGCAGAUGGACUCAAGUCUCCAUGAGAUCUUAAAUAAUGAGAAACAAGUGAUCCAGCAAGAGUCUGAAGUCAUCCACAAGGCUCAUCACAGAUUUCCUUUCUUAUGGGGAAGGAUUGAAGAAGAAGAUUAUAAAGAGGAGAAUGUGAUAAUGAAAAGAUGGCUUAGGCUUAGGUUCUCUGGUAAUUACGGGAUUGGUCUUUUUGUAGUCAUCCAAAACCAUUAUCAACUCAACUCUCUCAAGAUCCUGCGGAACUCCCAUUCUGACAAAAACAGAACUCUCAGAAUUGAGUCCUAUGACCCCUCAAAGUCUACACUCAAGAGACAACACAUGAAUGAAGUGAUCAGAAUCCUACCCACAGUUACUCAGAGGAUGAUUCUGAAAAGCUUACAGCUGUCACAGAAGCAAACAGUGAAUAUCUUUCUCAACCUGACUACUGCCAAAAAGGCUGUCUUUGAAAAGUGCUGGAUUGAGUCUAUUACUAUGAAGCAUAAACUGGCGAAAAAGUACUACCUUGAAUCAUUGUGAUUUCAGGAAUGAAAAGAUAUGAACGGAAAAGAUAUAGCUUACCAAGAGAAAAAGCAAAUAGAAGUAAGUACGCUUUCUAAAGUAAUGGAUAAAUUCAAAAGAAGAAGCCCCUCUCAAUUAGAAUCAAUCCUUAAGAUGAUAAGAGAUUCUUCUCUCAGUAAUUCUCUUUUGGUGAUAGCAUUGAAAUGAGAAAGUUCACAAGAAGAGAUUGAAUUCAUAAGGAAAAAAUACAAGUUAGAAAACAUAUUAUUUCAAUGAGACUUUAAGGUAAGAAGUGCAAGAAUGUUAUACAAAAGAGUGUGAAUACCAGACCCCGAUAAAGAGGUAGACGAAUCUAUAACAAAGAAAAAGUGAAUUUGAUUCUAAUGCCAAUAAUAAAAUAACUUUUCAUCAGAAAAUAUUCAAUCCCUC
This is a messenger RNA of Moneuplotes crassus, 984 nucleotides long. Lineage: Eukaryota; Ciliophora; Spirotrichea; Euplotida; Euplotidae. The record is from the annotation of a GenBank genome assembly.